AUGGUCGGCACUAGAAAUGUUGCCUCGUUCGGCCUUAAGAGAAGCAAGAGCAAUGGCAAUGGUCGUCCGGACCAGGCAGACAUCGAAAGCGGCCUAAAUGGCAGGAAGAAACCGAACAUGUUCAGAUUCAGGGACGCCGCCCGUACUGCCCUACAUGACCAGAGAAGAGAAGAUCUCAAGCAGAAAAUCUUGGCUGGUGUUGAAAAUGUAGACAUUGAGCACUUCAGAAAGUCCGACGAGGAGCUCAAGCAGAUCAAAGACAAGAAAGUCAGAAAGUUCUACCAAGAUCAAAACAAUCGUCUCAAUGACUGGGCCGAAGUCGACGCUUUGGUCAAGGCAUUGGCCGAUGAUGUUCUAGACAGCAUGAACCCAGACGCAGAUGGUGAUGGCCAACGAGAACGCCAUGGAGGUCUGCAAGAUGCCGAUGGCGCCAUUUGGGAGUUCCUUCCCGACGAUGUCAAGGAGAACAGACAGAAGGCAGAGAAGAAGGCCAAGUGGGCCAUCAACAUCAACGUUAUUGCCAACAUUCUGCUCCUGAUCGCUAAGCUUGCCGCCGCUUUCUACUCAUCCUCGCUCUCUUUGAUCGCCUCGCUCGUCGACUCGGCUCUAGAUCUACUGUGUACUCUGAUUGUCUGGAGCACCAACAGACUCGUUCAAUGGCGCCUCAAAGCUCUUCGAAAGCGUUUCCCCGUCGGCCGUCGUCGCCUUGAACCCCUCGGUAUUCUCGUCUUCUCCAUCAUCAUGGUCAUCUCCUUCCUCCAGAUCUUGCAAGAGUCGGUACAAAAACUUCUGCCCGAUGCUCCCCACAAGGCCAAGGAGUUGUCUGCUAUCGCUAUCGGCGCCAUGCUGGCCACCAUCAUUGUCAAGGGUAUCAUUGGUCUAGGAUGUGUUCGUAUCAAGACCACUCAAGUGCAAGCUCUGGCCCAAGACUGCAAGACUGACGUUGUCUUCAACACUCUGUCCCUCCUGUUCCCCUUCAUCGGCUACAAAGCAAACGUAUGGUGGCUGGACCCCGUCGGUGCUGGUAUUCUAUCCCUCUUCAUCAUCUACGACUGGGCAGGUACCUGCUUUGAGAACGUCACUAGACUCUCCGGCCAGGCAGCCGACGAGCAGCUGCAAAAGAAAUUGCUGUACCUAUGCUACCGUUUCUCCCCUGUUGUCGAUGGCUUCAAGAGCAUCACCAGUUACCACGCCGGCGACGGUAUCUGGGUCGAGAUUGACUUUCUCCUCAACGACCAAGCUAAGUUGCACAGCACCCACGAUAUCGCAGAGACUAUUCAGUACACCUGCGAGGGCUUGACAGAGGUCGAUCGCUGCUUCGUCACAUGUGACUACACUUCUGCAGGCCCAAGUGGUCACGCCGCCGACUCAGAAAGAGUCUAA
Aureobasidium melanogenum CBS 110374 is the source of this 1383-nucleotide messenger RNA. RefSeq lists its product as uncharacterized. Bases 1 to 1383 code for a protein of 460 amino acids. Gene Ontology annotation, cellular component: membrane. Gene Ontology annotation, biological process: transmembrane transport; monoatomic cation transport. The record is from RefSeq and is a predicted model, not a curated record. Lineage: Eukaryota; Fungi; Ascomycota; Dothideomycetes; Dothideales; Saccotheciaceae. The transcript is spliced from 2 exons. Gene Ontology annotation, molecular function: monoatomic cation transmembrane transporter activity.